AUGGUUAAACAGUUGAUUAAGGAUAUGCUUGUUGAGGGUCUGGCUCCUGAUGCCGUGACAUAUUCAAUGCUAAUCAACAUGUAUGCAAAAUUAGGAGACCUAGAAGAAGCUGAGAGGGUGCUUAAACAGAUGACUGCAAGUGGCUUUGUGCCUGAUGUUGCUGUAUUUGAUUCACUGAUCAAAGGCUAUAGUGCUGAAGGCCAGAUAAACAAGGUUCUGAAAUUGAUACAUGAAAUGAGAGCCAAGAAUGUAGCUCUUGAUCCAAAAAUUAUCUCGACCAUUAUCCGCCUUCCUGAACAGACGCCGCUGCUCUGGUCUGCCACCACCGCCUCGGUCCCUCACAGCCAUGGGCCAUCAAUAUUGCAAUCAGCUCCACCAUCCCUCACUCCCGUCCACCACUAUCAUGUAGCCUUGACCAGUCGUGCCCUGUGA
Miscanthus lutarioriparius is the source of this 432-nucleotide messenger RNA. The record is from the annotation of a GenBank genome assembly. NCBI's taxonomy places the organism in Eukaryota, Viridiplantae, Streptophyta, Magnoliopsida, Poales, Poaceae.